This is a messenger RNA of Pseudoliparis swirei, 1079 nucleotides long. Its product is annotated as acylphosphatase-2-like. The transcript has 4 exons. Gene Ontology annotation, molecular function: acylphosphatase activity. Bases 390 to 746 code for a protein of 118 amino acids. The record is from RefSeq and is a predicted model, not a curated record. Lineage: Eukaryota; Metazoa; Chordata; Actinopteri; Perciformes; Liparidae.
UCAACUCAUUAGGUGAUGAUAUGUCAGUGUCGUGUAUACGAAAUGAGCAGAAUUGAAGUGUGUUGUAACCUUGGGCCCAAAGCAGACUCCACUGCAUCCAUCUCAGGCUGAUUCCCAACCAGGUCAAAACCGUUAAAACCUAACGAACCACAUCUGGGUCAGAACCGGCUCAUGUCGUAUGUUGUUUGUAGUUGUUGUAGUUUUAAUGGACUACAGAUACCAUCUGCACCGAUUGGGAGAUUUUCCUUUAACAAGUCAGGAGGAAGACAUGACCAUGUUAGUGCAGAGAGAGAGAGAGAGAGUGUGUGUGUGUGUGUGUCCACUCCGUUCUCUAACAAACUGUUCUUCUCCUCUUCUGUUCGUGGAGCCCUUUGAGUUUUCCUCUCCGCAUGUCUGAAGGUAGACCAGCAGGAACCGGACUGGUCUCGGUGGACUUUGAGAUCUCCGGUCACGUUCAGGGAGUCUGUUUCAGAAUGUAUGAACAACACAACCCCCCCACACACACACCUGCCUGCUUGCAGUACACAGAGAAGAAGGGUCUGCAGCUCGGUCUGGUCGGCUGGGUGAGGAACACCUACCACGGGACGGUGGAGGGGCAGGUCCAGGGUCCUGCGACCAUGGUGGAGGACAUGAAGGUGUGGUUGAGUAAAGAAGGAAGUCCAACCAGUCGCAUCACCAAGGCCUCCUUCGCCAACCAGAGAACCGUCGACACGAUGGAGCUCUCCGGCUUCAAGACCCGCUUCUGAUCCACGAAAUCAAACGUACCCCCAAAAGAAGCUGUGCACGAGUGGUUUGAGAUGUCAUGAGAUGUCACGACUGUUGAACGCCAUACUGGAAAUAUGUCUUGAAAUGAUUGACAUGAGGCUUUAAAUCAGGAGUGUCAAACUAAUUUUCAAUGUGGGCCCCAUCAGCUUCACGUAUAUGUAUAAAAUACUCCCAAACAUAUUUUUAAAUAACUUUCUUUGCAUUUGACUAUUGUUUAUUUGAGUGUAGAAAUAUUGUACAUAAGAACAUUUCUCUAACAUUAUAACACAAAUCCAUUACAUUUGAAACCUUCAAAAUAAAAGCAUAGGAUAUUU